Molecule: messenger RNA, 781 nt
Organism: Helicoverpa armigera (cotton bollworm)
Lineage: Eukaryota; Metazoa; Arthropoda; Insecta; Lepidoptera; Noctuidae
Exons: 3
Coding region: 92-631 (179 amino acids)
Source: RefSeq, a predicted model, not a curated record
GUAUUAGUAAUUCAGGCGUCUUGCGCAAAAGGCUUCGUUAUAAGUAUGAAAGGAACUGAGCGCACGUUUUUUUCAUGACAACAUCACAAACAUGGGUGAGGUGCGAGCGUGUCUUUAUUUUUCUGUGAUUCUCCUGUGCUUCCAAAUUUCUGUAUCGAAGCCCUUCUUCGGCACCAGAUUUUGGUGCGAAGUUUUCUGUGAAGACGACGAUGUCUCAGCUUCAACCACCACCACGGUCAGUUCCGGAGACUACCUGGAUGAUUUCUGUGCCGACUGUCCUCCAACUAGACGACCCAGACCUCCGACUACAAGGAUGCCACCAAUGCCUGCGAAUGUAUGGAUGCCAGGCGCCCCAGGAAUGCCGCCAGUCGGUCCAGGAAAUCAGGGACCUGUUAAUUAUUUCGUGAUUCCUCCUCAAAGCGGCGCAAACUUCAGUAUGGCACCGAAUGGAGGCAACGGUUGGUGGAACAUGGUCUUCUCGCCUUACAACCCUGCUGGUCCUGCAGGUCCUGCAGGGCCUCCUAGCGCUACUCCUGCCCCGGUUCCAGCACCAACGACGGCUGCAGCAGGAGCUACUCCCGAGGCCACAACUGCUGCAGCUACUACUGCCGCCCCAGCCGCCAGAAAGUGAUUUGUACUAAUUGAGAUUGUGCCUUUCUUAGUUCAUAAGAUUUGCUUCAGUCAUUACGAUGAUUGAAGAGUUAUUCGUUGUUUGUUAUCAUUGAAGUUUUGAGGGUUUCUGUGUUGUUGGGGAUGUGAAAUUGUUUUGAUAAACUCAAUA